AUGAGUAGUCAAGACAAUAAUGACAACAGACCUAAACGCAAGGAAGAAGAAGAGGAUGACGAUGAUGAUUCAUCCGAUGAAGAUUACGUCCCAGGAAACAAUGCCCAAGUAGACAAUGAUGACGAUGAAGAUGAUGACGAUUACAAAGAUGAUGAAGAAACACAGAAAACUGUCCAGGAAAUCAAGAAAGCAGGGUACAGUAAGAUCGAAAGUAGCGAAGGUGGGCUAAUCAAGACAAGAAACCAACGUUUGCAAGAACAGCAGCAGAAACAAGACAAUCAGCAUUUGGCUCUUCUAAACGAACCAGCCAACCCGACAUCGGUAGAUAUAGACUCCAUUUGGGAUGAAAUGAAGAGCAACACCAAUGCUUCAGCCAUAAAACCGGCCCUGGUUUCUGACAAUACCACUACCCCAAUCGCUACCACCCCAUCCAUCGAAGAAGAAAAAAUCAAAAUCACCAGAACCUACGAAUACGCCGGAGAAACCAUCAGUGAGGACAAAUGGGUACUAAAGUCUUCGGCCGAAGCCAAAGCUUACCACAAUUCCCUUAAGAUUGAAGCCUCUUCUAUAACAAAAGAUAGUACUCCAGAAUCCUCAAGCGAUACAACCCCAAAGCCACUGGCCAGCAUUAAUAACAAACCACCCCCAAGAAAACGUCGGGCCAAGAAAUCAAUUGUUGAUAAUAUCAUUAAAAGUUCAAAAAUGGCAAAAAUCAGCACCCUUGAAAAAUCGCGAUUAGACUGGGCAAAUUAUGUCGAUUCUAAUAAACUCAAUGAUGAAUUGCGGAAACAUAACAAAGAUGGGUACCUCAGUAAACAAGAUUUCCUCAGUAGAGUCGAGUCAAAUAUUGAUAACAAAAUCAAAGAAUCAAAAAAAUGA
This is a messenger RNA of Saccharomycopsis crataegensis, 879 nucleotides long. It is a transcript of the gene SWC5, whose product is annotated as Swc5p. The transcript is spliced from 2 exons. Gene Ontology annotation, cellular component: Swr1 complex. Lineage: Eukaryota; Fungi; Ascomycota; Saccharomycetes; Ascoideales; Saccharomycopsidaceae. The record is from RefSeq and is a predicted model, not a curated record. Bases 1 to 879 code for a protein of 292 amino acids.